AGCGCCAUGGCUUUAAAAGGAAUCAAAGUCGUAGAGUUAGCUGGACUUGCUCCAGGACCUUUCUGCGGAAUGAUUUUGGCAGAAUUUGGAGCAUCUGUUAUCAGAGUGGAUAAGGAGAUGCUGGAAUGGGUAAACAAAGGUUUACGGUCGCAUACAAUAGAGGGAAUAUGGUUUGAAAGCUGCUCGGAAGGUUCUCGCGUCGUCAUAUAUAAUUUUGGGAGG
This is a messenger RNA of Trachymyrmex cornetzi, 222 nucleotides long. RefSeq names its product alpha-methylacyl-CoA racemase. The annotation marks the transcript as partial. Gene Ontology annotation, biological process: bile acid metabolic process. The transcript is spliced from 3 exons. NCBI's taxonomy places the organism in Eukaryota, Metazoa, Arthropoda, Insecta, Hymenoptera, Formicidae. Gene Ontology annotation, molecular function: alpha-methylacyl-CoA racemase activity. The record is from RefSeq and is a predicted model, not a curated record. Gene Ontology annotation, cellular component: mitochondrion.